Rosa chinensis is the source of this 1656-nucleotide messenger RNA. Its product is annotated as trihelix transcription factor ASR3. The record is from RefSeq and is a predicted model, not a curated record. The transcript has 3 exons. Lineage: Eukaryota; Viridiplantae; Streptophyta; Magnoliopsida; Rosales; Rosaceae. Bases 180 to 1241 code for a protein of 353 amino acids.
UUCCUCUUUCUCUCUUUCUCUCUCUCCUCUCCUCCCUAAUUUCUUAGAUAAACAACAAAACCCUUGAGCUAAACGGUGUAGAGGGACCGUGCCCUCCCCCAAAACGGCGUUUAACCAAGGAUUUAAGUCACGUGCGGAUUCAAAAUAAAUUCUUUCUAUUCGCUCCGUCUUUUAUAUUUAUGGUCAUGGCCUUGGAGUUCGAGCAGCAGCAUCAGCAGUUGAGUCUCACCACCAACCCCGUUGACGGCGACACUAACGGCGUCGACGCUGCGGCGGGGCGAGCCUCAGCCGAGGCCGGGGAUGACUCCAGCAAGGCGCCGAGGCUGCCGCGGUGGACCCGGCAGGAGAUUCUGGUGCUGAUAAAGGGGAAGCGGGCGGCGGAGAGCCGGGGCGGCGGCGGGAGGACGGCGAGGUCUGAGUUCGGGUCGGGUCAGGCGGAGCCGAAAUGGGCCGCGGUGUCGUCGUACUGCAAGAAGCACGGGGUGAACCGCGGGCCGGUCCAGUGCCGGAAGAGGUGGAGCAAUUUGGCCGGCGACUUUAAGAAGAUCAGGGAGUGGGAGGCGCAGAGGAAGGACGAAACGGAGUCGUUUUGGGUGAUGAGGAACGAUUUGAGGAGAGAGAGAAAGCUGCCGGGGUUUUUUGAUAAAGAGGUUUACGAUAUAAUGGAGGCCGUUUCCGGCGCCGGCGCUCCGGUUACGCUGGCUCUGGCUCCGCCGCCGCUGAUGGUAUCGGAGGCCGAGAACAACCUGAAGGAGGGUCUGACCGAUGAGGUGGAGAAGCUUUUUGACAGCAGACAGGGGCCCACUGACGACGGGUUGUUUUCGGACUACGAGCAAGAGGAGUCGGGUCGGAGCCCCGAUAAGGAAGUCCGGCUCAAAAGCCCCACCGCGAUUCCAGCUCCUUUGCCAAUAUCAGAGAAGCUGUUCAAACCAAUACAAGCGUCCCAAGGACAAGGUGCGGCAGGCCAAAAACAGCCACCUUCAAUUCCCGAGAUGGGUUCUACUUCUCAAGACCGAAAAAGGAAGCGCUUUGCAAUAGAUGGAGAGGAGGAAACAUUCAGUUUGCAGAAUCAGUUGAUUGAGGUCAUGGAAAGGAAUGGUAAAAUGCUGGCUGACUAUUUUGAGGCUCAGAAUUCUCAUUCGCAACUGGAUAGGGAGCAGAGGAAAGAACAUUCUGAUAGCUUAAUUGCUGUUCUUAACAAGCUUGCAGAUGCUUUCAUGAGAAUCGCCGAUAAGUUGUAGGGAAGGCAAUCAGAAAUCAGUGUACAUAAGAGAAGUCUCUUCGUAGAUGUUAGCGGGGCUGAGAAUUGGUGGAUCAAAUUUGAUCAUUUAUCUCGUGGGAGGGCACCGACAUGUUCUUCUGCUUCUUAUUUAUUUACUCUAAAUUUUUCUCCCGUCUUUUUGGUCUAUGCUACCUUUGUGGCAUAGUGCCACCAUCAAAUGCAUAGAAUCCAUACACAGAUAAUGUCUAGAAAUUUCAAAGGGUCAACACAUUUCAGCUGCUUUUUCUUAAAUGUUUAGAAUUUCAAAGAUUUAGCACAUUGUGAUGUUUUUCUUUCAUAUAUCCAGCUCUAAUGGAAUUUGAAUUUCCCUGCCAAAUGUCUCGGUGACUGUACAGGUACUUGAUAUCAAUAAGAAUGUUACAUUGUCAGUUACA